Molecule: messenger RNA, 885 nt
Organism: Paramecium tetraurelia
Lineage: Eukaryota; Ciliophora; Oligohymenophorea; Peniculida; Parameciidae
Exons: 4
Cellular component (GO): membrane
Source: RefSeq, a predicted model, not a curated record
AUGUGCAUGCCAAUCGGAAUUUUGAGAUGUGUAGUUUCCAUAGAGGCUUGGAUUGUAAUGAUUUGUGGAAUAGCAGCCUUUAUAUUCACAAUGAUUAUGUAAAUACAUUAUAGUUUAAUGCUUCAAGCAUAUGAGGGAGAAUCUUGGAUGCUGUUUGGGCAGGGAAUGCUUACUGCCUUCUGGUUGUUUUCAUCGUAUAUAAUAAUCAAUGGAGUAUGCGGGGUUGUUGGCGGUUAACACAAAAAACCAUGUUUGUUGUUAGUGUUCAAUGUUGGAAAUAUCAUAAUCAUUAUUGCCUUUAUUUUACUUAUGGUGAUAGGAUAUGUGUUGGCAGAUGAGACUCGCAAACUUACCGACCAAGAUUAUUAAUAAAAUGAAAAUACAUGUCUUGAUCACAGAUUUUAAUUAAAUACUUUGGAUUGGGAAAGCAAAGACCUUUUAUGUUCUAUCGAAUGCCCGUGUUACUAUACGUAAACGAAUGGAGCCUUAGCAAAAAACAAAACUAAAUGGGCAGAUGCUAAAGAUACUACAAAACCUACAAGAGUGUAAGACUGUGAAAUCUAUUAAAAAACCCAAAAUACAACAGUCAAAUAUUUUUCAAAUUACCUAGGAGAUAUCCAGAAAGAAACAGGAUGCACGGGAUGGUGUGUGCCAUAUUAAAUGCAAAUAUUUUAUGAUAUCAAUGCCAAGGUUGAUAAUGACUAGUUGUAUUGCCAGUAUGUUGUAAUUAGCAAAUUAACAGAGAUGGGACAAUUGAUGGGAGACAUAGCAGCCGGAGUCACUGCAGUAAUGCUUGUUUUAAUUACUCUAACCUGCUGUUUAUGUUUCCAUCCGGUUAAUAAAGAUCAGGAUUUCUAUAAGAAGAUGGCACAUUAUGAGAAUUGA